This is a messenger RNA of Carassius auratus (goldfish), 1050 nucleotides long. Its product is annotated as SLAM family member 9-like. The record is from RefSeq and is a predicted model, not a curated record. NCBI's taxonomy places the organism in Eukaryota, Metazoa, Chordata, Actinopteri, Cypriniformes, Cyprinidae. The annotation marks the transcript as partial. The transcript is spliced from 4 exons.
ACAUUGCAUUUACUGCACAGCUGUACAGCAUGUUUGAAAUAUACUAUAUAUCUGCUGCUUUUCUGGAUAUUAUUUUCUUUAUAUUUAAUACAAUCUACAGCUGAUUUAAGGCUUUUUCAACUGAAGGGAGCUUUAAUAUGUCCAUGUUCUUCAGGUGUGUUUGGUGCUGAAGCAAAUGAAAUGCUAUCAGUGUCAGUGAUGGAGGGAGAUUCUGUCACGCUAAACACUGAUGUUACUGAAGUUAAUGACGACAGGAUAGUGUGGAAAUUUGGAGCUGAAAAGUCUCUCAUAGCAAUGAUCAAAAGGAACAAACAAAACUCUACAUCUGAUGUUCUUGAUGGGAGAUUCAGAGACAGACUGAAGCUGGACAGACAGACUGGAUCUCUGACCAUCACAAACAUCACAACUCAACACACUGGACUCUAUGAAGUAAAUAUAAAUGGAGCGAAACGGUUAACAAAAACAUUCAAUGUUUCUGUCUAUGCUCGUCUUCCUGUUCCUGUCAUCUGCAAUAACUAUUCAGACUGUUCUUCAUCAUCAUCAUCAUCAUCAUCAUCAUCUUCAUCAGAGCAGAAUUGUUCAUUGUUGUGUUCAGUGGUGAAUGUGGGUCAUGUGACUCUCUCCUGGUACAAAGGAAACAGUUUAUUGUCCAGCAUCAGUGUGUCUGAUCUCAGCAUCAGUCUCUCUCUACCUCUGGAGGUGGAAUAUCAGGAGAAAAACAGCUACAGCUGUGUGAUCAACAAUCCCAUCAGAAACCAGACCACACAUCUGAACAUCAGCAAACUCUGUCACACAUGUUCAGGUACAGUAGAACUGAUAUAUGAGUGUUUAUUUACUGAGCUGAUCUCUGAUUUUGUUAUAGAUCAGACACAUUCACUAACACCAAUAAAUCAUUUUGUUCAUUACAGAUCAGAGCCUACCCAUGCUGUACAUAUUCGGAGUUUUGAAGAAGAGAUCACUUACGUUGAUCCAACAUUCCACAAGCGAAAACCCCAAUCGAAAGUUAAAGAGGAGGAUCACGUGGUGUAUGCACCCGUCACCAUGAGAUGA